UAAUACCAAGUCAAUGAUUUCAAUUUUAGCUGAACAGUAAGGUGCACAGUAAAACUUUCAAAAAAAAUAUGGAUAGUUUUCAGCAGAGUAGUGAAAUGUUUGAUGAAAAGGAUAACGAAGAAGAAUUAAGAAAUGAGUUAGCUGAUAUUCCACUUGGUGAACUACAAAAGCUAAAGGAAACUGUAGGUCUUAAAAAGUACAGCAAAGCUGUGUUUGGCUCGUGGAAACCUCAGACAUAUGAUAAUUGGCGAACUUUGCCAAAAAAGAACAUUGAGGGUGAAAAAGUAGAGCAGAAUAAAAGUGGGUCACAAGAGCAAAAAAGUAAAAGUGAACCUAUCUCAAUGUCCUCAAAGAUCAAAAACUUUAGAGUGAGAAAGGUUAUUACAAAUAUUAAAAGAGCUAAAAGAGAUCCUAGAUUUGAUGAUCUUUCUGGGAAAUUAAAUGAGGAAUUAUUUGAAAAAUCUUACGGUUUUGUAGAAGUUAUGAAAAAAGAAGAAAUGCAAUCUGUUAAAAAGCAACUUAAGAAAGUAAGAAACAAAGAAAAAAAAGCUGAUCUCCAUAAAUUGCUCCAAAGGAUGGAGCAAAAGGAUCAAGAAACACUGAAUUUAAAGAAGAGAAAAGAAAAAGAUAGGGAGAGAAAAAAAUCAGAACUUCGUUUAGCAAAAGAAGGGAAAAAGCCAUAUUACUUGAAAAAGUCAGAGAAAAAGAAACUUGACUUGGCAGAAAAGUAUUGCGAAUUAAGGAAAAACGGACAGCUUAAUAAAUAUUUAACUAACAAGAGGAAACGCAACGCAGCCAAAGAAAAAAAGAAACUUCCUAAUCGCUAAUGAGAAACACUUUUUGUAAAAAAGUUAUGAAUUGAUAUCUUACUCUAUUAA
This is a messenger RNA of Hydractinia symbiolongicarpus, 878 nucleotides long. Its product is annotated as ribosomal RNA processing protein 36 homolog. Gene Ontology annotation, cellular component: 90S preribosome; nucleolus. The transcript has a single exon. The record is from RefSeq and is a predicted model, not a curated record. NCBI's taxonomy places the organism in Eukaryota, Metazoa, Cnidaria, Hydrozoa, Anthoathecata, Hydractiniidae. Gene Ontology annotation, biological process: maturation of SSU-rRNA from tricistronic rRNA transcript (SSU-rRNA, 5.8S rRNA, LSU-rRNA). Bases 69 to 827 code for a protein of 252 amino acids.